Messenger RNA from Aspergillus novofumigatus IBT 16806, 2257 nucleotides. RefSeq names its product cation:proton antiporter. Gene Ontology annotation, cellular component: membrane. NCBI's taxonomy places the organism in Eukaryota, Fungi, Ascomycota, Eurotiomycetes, Eurotiales, Aspergillaceae. Gene Ontology annotation, molecular function: antiporter activity. Gene Ontology annotation, biological process: proton transmembrane transport. The record is from RefSeq and is a predicted model, not a curated record. The coding region runs from base 467 to 2257 and encodes 596 amino acids. The transcript is spliced from 6 exons.
AUGUGUUUCAGUGCUUGUCGAGGAGGGAUUGUUACAAGAUAGGGAUCAGUCUGGUCGUAUGUUCGACUCUCCGAUGAAGCAAGCGUUAUCUGUAACGGAAGCUUUCCAUCCCAUACAGCUCUCUGGAUGCUGCUAAGAGAGGCUUGAUUUUCCAUCCUCGGCAAAGGAUGUCCUCAUCCGUCCUACGACAAGUCAGCAUGGAGGGUGAUACAUUUGAGAGCGCGCGGAUGGUACCAAGUUUGCAACACCUAGUAAUAGACAAACACUGCUUUAUCGAAGACAACGUAGAUCGAUUUGGUCUACAUAUACUUCUAGCAUUGAGAGAUGAAAGCACAGCCCCGCAGCAAGAACAGAACCAUUAUUGACGGCGUUCGAUGAGUUGCGGUUUUCAUAGCAUCGUCAUCCAGCCAAGAGUUUGUCCCAAGAUAAAUAUAAAGCUGAAAAGCCGGGGACUAGCAGACAUGAUAUGACUGCAAGAGUGAUGGAGAUGAUGUUGUUUGGCAGAUACCUGGCAUAUCAUGAGCCAGGGAUCAAAACUAUUCUGAUCCAAACUAGCUUUCUGCUUGCCCUCAACUGGAUGAAUGCUCUACUUGAUAAGCUGAUCUAUUGCGGGCUUAUUGGGCAGCUUCUGAUUGGGAUGGCAUGGGGAGUCCCCGGAGCCAACUGGCUAGAACUAGACGUUCAGAAAACCAUUCAGCAGCUGGGAUAUCUCGGGUUGCUUCUUUUGGUGUACGAGGGCGGGCUUUCAACAUCAUUCUCCCAAUUGAAAUCAAACUUCGCUCUGUCCUCCGUGGUGGCGAUGACCGGAAUAGGGGUGCCUAUGGCUUUAUCCUUUGUCCUGGUGAGCCUGCUAUCAGCGGCUCCUCUGCAAGCAUUUGCCGCCGGUGCAUCCCUCUGCUCAACUAGUAUCGGAACGACAUUCACCAUCCUGUCCACGACGGGAUUGGCAAAGACCCGGUUGGGUGUUGUCCUCGGCAGCCCAGCGAUGAUGGAUGAUGUCGCAGGCUUGGUGAUGGUUCAAAUCAUCCCGAAUCUGGGUGGUGCGAAUCAGGAAUCGUGCUUCGAUCCGGUGGUCUUGAUCAGACCCAUCCUUGUUGCCUUGGGGUUUGUGUUGGGGCUUCUUCUCAUUUGUCGGUUUGUCGUUGCGGUGUUCGUGCGCAAACUUCAUGCGCACGAGAUUCGGGUCCCUGGUUGGAUGAGGUCACUGAAUGUCGCAUUUGUUGUCCACAUGCUCUAUCUCAUUGGACUGCAGCCAAAGACCGAAAUCCCAGCCAAUGACCAGCGUGGACAUCGACCGGGGAGCAUUGAAAUGCAAAAUCGUCUGACUCGUGACGCAAAUCAUACACAAAGAAGCCACAGAGAAGCGGAGUUUACCGCCCAUACGGAAAGGACUAUGCAUUCCGAGCGACUAACUGGAGAACUUACGUUGGAAACUUUCUGCAAAGAGCCUCUCAAGCGGAUUUUGAGCCCACUGGCUUUUGUUUCGAUAGGGUUCUCCAUCCUAAGCGCGAAAAUGUUUGAAGGGAGGGUAGUAUUGCGAGGCGUUGUCUCCACUCUUCUGAUGGCCUUUGGCAAGCUAGUGACCGGAUUGUGGCUGAUUCGGCUGAGUUUAACUGGGUCAAAGCCGUUGAAUAAGGCGAAGAGGAUUCUACUGGGGUUUGCCACGGUGAGCGCGGCCAAGUCAUGCAAGACCCGCUCUCUGUUGGACAGUGACUCCUCACGUGCCUCAGCGCAAGGAGAGAUACAAAGAGAUGGACCAAAGAGAGAAGAAAGUCAACUUCCUGAAUCAGACUCGUGCAGGCAGGACUCUCAACUCCCAACGGCAACAGCGGGAACUGACUCGCCACAAGAAGGGCUUUGUCCUCCUGUGGCACGAAUCAGCAGCCCACAGCUUACCACCAAGCGCCGCUCGUUGUAUCCGGCGUCGAUUUUGGGUUUGGCUAUGGUGGCGCGAGGCGAGAUUGGCUACCUCAUCGCAUCGCUGGCCGAGGCGGAUGGGAUCUUCUCCCCUCAUUCGUCCUCAUCUCCCGCAACCAGUAGCCAAGAGGUAGACUCUGAGAUCUAUCUGGUAGUCAUCUGGACAAUCACCCUCUGCACUUUCAUUGGGCCCCUUUGUGUCUGGCUUCUAGUGAAGAGGGUGAAAACCCUCCAGAGUCUUCGAACCCGUUCUGCCGGCGAAGACCCUCUAGGCGUGUGGAGCUCUAUCCUGGAAAGGCAAGGAGUAACAGGAUACGAGCUGAAAAAGGAAAGGUUGUGA